This is a messenger RNA of Helianthus annuus (common sunflower), 408 nucleotides long. RefSeq lists its product as uncharacterized. The record is from RefSeq and is a predicted model, not a curated record. Bases 1 to 408 code for a protein of 135 amino acids. NCBI's taxonomy places the organism in Eukaryota, Viridiplantae, Streptophyta, Magnoliopsida, Asterales, Asteraceae. The transcript has a single exon.
AUGGAGGCCUUGUCUUGCAUGCUCGACAAGGCUUUGGCAGCGGAGGUAAUAAAAGGAGUUCAAUUGCCAAAUAACGGUCCAGUGAUUACCCAUUUACUGUACGCAGAUGACGCUAUAAUACUUGGUGAUUGGACGAAGGAUGAUAUUUUGAAUGUGCUUCGAAUUUUGAGAUGCUUUCACAUUUGUUCGGGGCUUAAGCUCAACGUUGUUAAAUCUAAUCUAUAUGGUAUCGAUUUGGCCAUGGACGAGGUGGGGAACAUUGCUAACGAUCUAGACUGUAAAUCGGAUUCGACGCCAUUUAAAUAUCUUAGAGUGUUGGUGGGAGCUAACAUGAAUCGUAUUAAUAACUGGCAGACGGUCUACGAGGUGUUUCAAAGACGUUUGGCAUUAUGGAAAUCUGAGUGCUAA